CAUCUUUGGUGCUGGGCUUGGUUUGCAGAUUUGCCCUUCGGCACACUGAGAAUUUCAAUCAAGCGAUGAAUUCGGAUGCAGAAAAGGCGUGGGCUUCCCUGGUCACAAAGUCUUCAUAUUUACCUGGGCUCUUCACACUUGACUACUCGCUAAAACGUGUUGGUUCUAAGUUCCCUCUUAUAGCUCUGUACACAGAUGCACUCCCAAAAGAUGGCCAUCAGGCUCUUGACAUCAGAGGUAUACGCAAACAAAGGGUCGAAUAUGUCUUGCCCUCCAAAGCUAAAGACUUUUCCCACUCUGAUCCUCGAUUUGUAGACACCUGGACCAAGCUAAGUGUUUUCGGGAUUUCCGGAUUUGAAAGGGUGGUUCUGCUAGAUGCAGAUAUGAUCGUGCGGCAAAACAUGGACGAGCUAAUGGAUAUUCCUCUGGAUAAUGCUGGCAUGAAGGGUCAAGGAAACCGAGUCUUCGCUGCCAGUCACGCGUGUGCCUGCAACCCGCUUAAGAAAGAGCACUAUCCAAAAACAUGGAUUCCUGAAAACUGCGCGUUCACUUCUCAACAUGACGACCCAGAGAGGGCACAGAUCGAGGGUGCUCCGUCUUCGGCGGGAGUAGCAAUGCUCAACUCGGGACUGCUUGUUGUAAUACCUUCACCCUACGUCCAUGAAAAAAUUAGGGAGGCCAUGCUCGAUGAGGGAAUUGCAAAUUACAAUUUUCCAGACCAGGAGCUACUAAGCGAAGCGUUCAAAGGCAGAUGGGUUCCUUUACCCUACAUAUAUAACGCAUUGAAGACCCUACGAGCCCCUGAAGUGCAUGGUAAAAUAUGGAGGGAUGACAAAGUUAAGAUUGUUCAUUAUAUUCUCAGCCCAAAGCCAUGGGAAAUCAAGAGUCGAGACGACGUAGUUGAAGAAACUGUAAGUUGGUGGUGGGAUAUGAAUGAUGAACGGGUCAGAGAAGAGAAGAAGCUAGGCAUUGUGGAUGAAUUCCAAUAGUUCAGGCCUUUUAGGAACGAAAUCUAGACAUAGCUAGUCUUUUAACUUUAUCGAUGCUUUGGUCAUAAGCUGCAAUAUAUGAAAGGCUUCAAUUA
Molecule: messenger RNA, 1084 nt
Organism: Verruconis gallopava
Lineage: Eukaryota; Fungi; Ascomycota; Dothideomycetes; Venturiales; Sympoventuriaceae
Exons: 2
Coding region: 66-989 (307 amino acids)
Molecular function (GO): glycosyltransferase activity
Source: RefSeq, a predicted model, not a curated record